Paramuricea clavata is the source of this 4747-nucleotide messenger RNA. The record is from the annotation of a GenBank genome assembly. Lineage: Eukaryota; Metazoa; Cnidaria; Anthozoa; Malacalcyonacea; Plexauridae.
GGAAUUGUGGCAUUAAAACGUGAAAAACAAGUAAAUAAAUAUACUACAGACACGGGGAACCCUAGCUACACUUUUGUAUGCCUUUUUUGAAAAUAUUGAUUUUAACGUAAUUCUUUGCACGAAUGUAACCAAAAAUGUUUUGAAGUAACAUAAAAUUGUCAUAAAAUGUUUUUUUUUUAAACGGUACGUAUAAUGGAUGAAAUUAUAAGUUAUAAGAUGUGCGCAGUAAAAGUGCGCAAUGCAAAACUGCGGAAUUACCUUAAAUUCUCUAUUGUCUGCCUUACCACUUGCUCCUAACCAAUGCUUGUGAAUUGUGAUAUCUUGUACCAGACUUUUAUAGGGUGCAUACAAGACCUCAAUAUCCCACUUGAAUGACUACGCAUUGUUUGUCCUCUGCUCCAAUCACAUAAUGUAUUUCCUCUGUUUUUUUUUAGCUUUAGCGCCAGUUCUGGUUCCCAUACAUCCAAUGGAACAACGUACUACACCAAUGCCAAGGCCACAACUUGAUGAAUAUAUAAAUCCUGCGAAUGCUGAAUUUCCCACAUCCGAACCUCCAUUGCUGUCUCCAUACUCUCCAGGUGAGGCUAACUUGCAAAUUGGAUGGGACUUCUCGUGGGUGAAAGAAAAUAACCUGCGGCAGGGGGGAGGGGAUGGAUUUCCUGGAGGUGCAGGGGUGUGUGUGUGCACUCCUCAUAGCCUUGGCAAAGAGGGGUGACAAUUUUCUUUAACAGGGUUCGUAGUCUCCAAGACCAAAAAAAAUUCAAAGACUUUCAAAGAUUUUUUCGCCUAUUUUCAAAGACCUUUUAGAGCAAUCAGCUUUCGAAAAAUUGCACCAUUUGUAUCCGGUAAUUAGUUCCGUCAAAUCACAUCCUAAAAUGCGCCUUUUCGUCGAUAUUUUCGAAAAGCUUGCUCUUCAAUCAAUCAAUUUUAUUAGCUAGGGAAUCGUAUAAUCAAAUACUCACUAAAGAAUUUAAAGACUUUUCAAAUGCCUUAAAGACCUGCAUUCAAAUUUAAAGACUUUCAAGGAUUUCAAAGACCGCUACGAACCCUGUUUAAUAUCAAAUCCAUUUGUUAUUGUUGAAAAAUAAAGUUGAGUUUAAAAAAUGCUUGCGCAAAACAAAAACACAGCUGUUGUUUUUACAUUUUCAAACAUGGUGUGUACAUAGUCCAUGUGUAUAGUGUUUUGUCAGUUCCGACCAACUUUUGCUAGGUUGGUACCACCUCACAUGGGACCUAUGUCCUCUUGAGCACACCAUCAACCAUACUUUUAAUAUGUAGAACAUUUUGUAUUUUUAUAUGAUUGUAAAGUAAAUAAAAAAUAAAGUACGUUGAGCUUCUUAUUUGGAAAUGGGGUGGAUUCUUAGAAAGGAUCCUUAGGACUGGGGUUGAUUCUUAGAAAGUGCUGAACAUGGCACUGUAGUGGUCUGGGGAAACAGCUCCAAGUAAAGCCCAAGGGCCAAACUGUUGAUAAACUGACCAAACUGGUUGAUAGGGCUGGGUAAUUCUUAGAUUUCACAUAUAGCUGUUGAAUAUGGCCCGCAAAAUUAUGGUUUGGCAAGGAGGGCUGGCCACCCUGGACCCCUAUUAGCCAAGACGUAGGUGAACGGUGCAACUCGAUCCAGAAAUUCCAUCUGAGACAAAAGAUGAGUAGGAUAGGAGACAAAUAAGGUUUGCAGAGAAUGAAAUAAAAAUAGGAUAAAAACAAGAGGGCUAAAAGAUAGUAAAGAGUGGAAAAAUGAAGGUAUGAAGGGAAUAUGAAAGGCAAAAACGCCAGAAUUUGAUCACGGGCAAGUAAUGGAUAAAAAAGGGAGUUGAAAGUAGAAUGUUUACUUAGUUAUGUUCAAAUGAAAAUCUACAACAUGUUAAAACCUUCAUUAUUAUGUGUUUUUACUUUGGAACAGAUCCUUCUUUAAUGCCAUACAUGUCAGAUGAUGGAAUGUCAGAAGACUCCAGCGUUGUAGGAAUGCCCCAUGGUAAGGUUUGAUUCGUUUACAAAGGAUAACAAGAGGGUGCUCUAAUAUUUUAUAAUAUUUACUAUCCCACACGUUUUGCGUCGAUUUUGUUAUUCCGCCAAACGCGACUUCUAACAUCGGAAUCCUGUCAUUUUUCCCUUUUUGCAUACCAUUUCCAAAAUAUACGUUAUCCUACACUCUGCAAAACCUUUUGUGGAUCAGCAAAGAACAAAUUGAUUAACAUCAAAUUAAUUUUGCUUUCGUAGAAUCAGGUCAGCUAUCUCCAGAACCUCCGAUGGCUGUAGGUAAGUGUUAGCUAAAGUUAUAAAUCACGUGGCAAUGUAAGAAACGUGUAACUUUAAGACCGCAUUUACCAAUAAAAAAUGUACUGACAGACGCGGUUUAAGUUUCCUGUAACGAUAUAAAAAUACUUGGCCGUCUUCAAAUUCUCUACUGCUCGAAUGAACUCUCUAUUCACCGACUUGAUUACCUGCUCAGGGUAUCGGUGAUAUAUAUUUCGGACCCUCCAUUGUGGACAGCUUUCAAGUUGUUCUUCUGCAGUUACAUCAUCAUUCGCUGCAGUUGUUUGGGUGCUGCUAGAAGAGGCUUUUGCAGGAUCACCUCCAGCGGCUUGUGCUCCGUUACUACUGGGAUAUCACGUCUCCGAAUACGUACUGAUCAAAACGAUCACAGGAUUGCCCAGCAGAUCUAUCUGAGCGUAGUAUCUCUGUGUAUGUGUUGGUGCUUGGGACGUAAAUGCAACAGGCUUAGAUCCGUAAGAUCCUUAUUAGGAUAUAUGCAAAUCCCAGAAUAGAUUAUAUUUAAAGUAUUUUUUGUAAUAAUGCUUUGAAUAGGGGUUAUAUUACAGUAUCUAUCCGCCAUCAGAGUAUCUCCACUUUGUUGACCAAUAGCGUCACACCAGUGUUGAAACGUUGGGUUCUGAAUGCAAUUCGCUCAAGGAUUGUAUUCAUUUACUUCAACCAGAGAAGCGAAAUAUGUGUUGCGUUAUAUCCAGUUGCCGUUAACUCGUUAACCUAAAAACAUUUUUAAUGUUCUGUAUUGCUUGUUUUGCUAGAAACCCACCCAGUGCAAUACCAAGAACCACAACACUGGUGUUCGAUCUCGUAUUAUGAAAUGAACUACCGAGUGGGAGAGCUAUUUAAUGCGUCAGCUCCAAGUGUUACUGUUGAUGGUUUCACAGAUCCCUCAAGUGCUGACCGCUUCUGCCUCGGUAUUUUAUCAAACAUCAACAGAAAUCCAGCGGUCGAAACAACGAGGCGUCAUAUUGGAAAAGGUGUACGACUAUAUUACAUUGGUGGUGAGGUAUUUGCUGAAUGCCUGAGUGACAGUAGUAUUUUUGUCCAAAGUCCUAAUUGUAAUCGCCGCUACGGCUGGCAUCCAUCGACCGUAUGCAAGAUUCCGCCAGGUUGUAAUCUGAAGAUAUUCAACAAUCAAGAAUUUGCACAAUUACUGUCGCAGUCUGUAAAUCAAGGGUUCGAAGCUGUUUAUCGUCUCUCUCAGAUGUGUAUGAUCAGAAUGAGUUUCGUCAAAGGCUGGGGCGCAGAGUAUCGAAGACAGACUAUCACAAGUACACCUUGUUGGGUUGAAGUACAUCUUAACGGACCUUUACAGUGGUUAGAUAAAGUUCUUACACAGAUGGGAAGUCCUAAUGGAAUAUGCUCAUCGAUGUCAUAGAUACACGUCAUUAUCACCAUGAGAACGACGACAGAGUGUACAGUUCAAUUGCAUGUUCACCAUGGGAACAGCAGAGGUUACACUUCUGAUAACAAACAAUUUGUUAUGAUGGUAUAUAAACAAAUGCAUUAAUGCUACCGUGAUAACAGCAUGUUGUUACCGUGAUGUAGUAAUUAUGUAUCUAUGCAUGGCAGUGCUGUUGACCAGUACUGUUAUUGGUAAGACAAUGUGGGGUUGUUAAGACAAAGGAAGAUGUUAUGGUAUCCUAACAACUGUCAGCGGGUACGGUCUGGUGCUACCCAUGAAGACCAUGUAACAUUUGGGGUUGCUGUAGAAAUAUUGAAAGUUAUUAGAGAGUUUUAGAUUGACGUUUACGGCAAACGUCAAACUGCUAACGAAGUUUGUGAUUUUACAACUCUAUUAUAACAGCUUUUACACCAGUUUUGAAAUAUAUUAAACAAUUAUUAAACUUGUGGUAUUUAACAAUGAUUCAAGAAAACAAAUUAACCACUAGUCAUGUAUUCACCAAAGCAGUAAAUUAAGAUUUAGCGUUUGAAGUCUACGUUUGGCGUAUAAAUUUCAUGCUUUAAUGACAGCAAGCCCUCGUAACAGUUAAAGCAUGAAAUUUAUACGCCAAACGUAACUUCAAAGGCCAGAUUUUAAUUUACUGCUUUGGUGAAUACAUGACUAGUGGUUAAUUGCUUUCUUAAAUCAUUGUUAAAUACUACAAGUUUAAUAAUUUGCUUGAUACAUUUCAAAACUGGUGUAAAAGCUGUUAUAAUAGAGUUGUAAAAUCACAAACUUCAUUAUGCCUAGUUCUCAUUCAUCGUAAACCGUCGGCGACGGGAGCUUUGCGACGUCGGCGACGGCUUUGCGAUUUAUGAGAACGCAUCAAAAAUUAUAUCGCCGAUUGUCCGUAAUCGUCGCCGACCAUCGGCGAUGACAUCGCAGGAAACAAAAAAGUUUGUUUCUUGCGACCAUCGCCGACUGCCAUCUGCUUGAAAAAUCUAUGAGAAAUGAGUAAAAGUUGUUUUUUCCUCAACAAGCAAGGAAAUAAUCAACUGAAGUUUGACAGAAAUCAUGAACUUUACGUUGAAUGG